GCUCUACAUGUGGCAAUCUAGUCCGACUGGCCAGCAGUGGGAAACUGUUCACUGCAAACUUUCAAUGUGCUAUCGCGGAAGACCAUCGUUGCGCGUUAUUAUCACAAGACAGUCCGACAGAGUCAUGGAGAUGAAGAUGCCGCGGUCUGAAAGCCAAGCUUGCAUGCAAUUCAGGUGCCAACCUUGACCAACCUCCCCACGAUCUUCAUGAGAGAACUAGCUUCCAGGUUUUUCGAAGUUAAGCAUGCCGAAGCCGCGAUUGGUUCACCCAACAAUGAAUAUGGCAGCGAAAUGCAUUCCUUCCCAUCAUACUUCGCCGCGAAUCAGGGCUGCGCAACGACGACGCGCGGAAUAUAUCAAUCGACAGUCCACACUCUCUCAAUCUUCAAUUCAGAGUUGUAGACUUAUAAAUUGGCGCGAUGCAGUUGAGCUCGGAUCCUGUGCAAGCAAGAAAGAGUCUACCACUGCAGUCCAGCGACAAGGCUUCGAGCGGGGCAGAGUGUCUUCAUUGCUUAGCACUGCAGUCUGAAAACUCUCUUUCUUCCAACGAAUGAUGACCGCGAUCGUGAGAAAUGAUCUCAGCAUGCGAUCAGCAGCGCAAUGUUUGAUCGAGCUGAUUUACGCCCAGAUUUCACGGUGUUCUCAAUAAUGAUCCCGGUCUUUUCAAGUACACGUCUAGACUUGUUACACUACUGUAGUCACGGAUGAUCGACACGAUCUAAUGUAG
Dissoconium aciculare CBS 342.82 is the source of this 727-nucleotide messenger RNA. RefSeq lists its product as uncharacterized. Bases 208 to 402 code for a protein of 64 amino acids. Lineage: Eukaryota; Fungi; Ascomycota; Dothideomycetes; Mycosphaerellales; Dissoconiaceae. The transcript has a single exon. The record is from RefSeq and is a predicted model, not a curated record.